AUGUCGAUGUUCACCACUCUUCUGCUUCUCAGCGCUGUCUUUGCUCUGGGAGAUGCAAGCCGUAGAAGAGACUGUCAUCGCAGACCCUGCCCACCUGGCUGGCCCAGCGAUUCGACACACUGCUAUCACUACGUCCCCAUCAUGACCACAUGGCCAGAGGCAGAGAGGAAAUGUUUGCUCCUGGGAGGUAACCUGGCAUCAGUGCACAGCCUUGCCCAGUAUCAUUUCCUUCAGUCUGUCAUCAAGAAGAGUACCAAGAAAUUAAAGCGCACCUGGAUUGGAGCCAACGAUGCCAUCAAGGAGGGUCUUUGGCUGUGGAGCGACGGGUCCAGGUUUAUCUACCAGAACUGGGCCCCGGGUCAACCCUCUAACUCCGACCACUUUGUUGUGAAUGACAACUCGAACAGCCGGGAGCAUUGUAUGGAGAUGAACUAUGGAGCUUCCCGCGGUCAGAAUGAUUCCCCCUGCUGGUACAAACGUCCCUUCCUGUGUUCCAGAAAGCGCUGAGGUCCACAUUUUGGGAGAGACAACAUUGGAGAAGCUCUCUGGCAUUUGAGAUUGUUUUAA
Salvelinus fontinalis (brook trout) is the source of this 567-nucleotide messenger RNA. Its product is annotated as galactose-specific lectin nattectin-like. Gene Ontology annotation, molecular function: signaling receptor activity. The record is from RefSeq and is a predicted model, not a curated record. The coding region runs from base 1 to 507 and encodes 168 amino acids. The transcript is spliced from 5 exons. NCBI's taxonomy places the organism in Eukaryota, Metazoa, Chordata, Actinopteri, Salmoniformes, Salmonidae.